AAAACUGAAUGAAUCCGAGGAAACUUCAGAGGAAGAAGGAAAAGGAAACAUCACCAGACUGGAGGAACGUGAGCAGAUGGAGGAACCAGAGUUUGAUGAUAUCUUAGAUGACUGGUUCAUCGAGUCUCUGAAAACGUGAGAAACUUUCAAAGUCUCUGUUUAAACUUCGUUUUAGCCGCGUGUUUUCCCGCUUAGCAGCGCUGCAAGCGAACCUCAGACUGAACAACAGUUAAAAAGUUGGUAUUUUUGCAUCUCCAUGGUUAUCAGGGAAUUUACAAUGAUGUUAAAUAAUACGGUAACACAUUUACUACAUUGAAUUAUGAUGUUUUGAAAAUCGGCUUGCAGUAAAUAGACCUAGAAGCUCUCACUUCGACAAUAGGAUGGGGUUUCAGAGCAAAUGGCGGGAUGUAGCAGCAGAGCAUCAGUCCACAUAAGUAUAAUUUAUGUCUAAUUCACCAUACAAAGUUGAAUAAUGUGAUGCCGAGUAAAAGAGUGGAUUGUACACAGUCAAAUAAAUGAGUCAUGUUUUGUAAAUAAUGUUUUGUGCCUAAGCCUGAGGUCGAAAAUAUCUGAUGUUAGUAUUUUUUAAAGGAGUUUGGUGAACAAGUCAAAGUCCGGCCGGCAUUAAAGCUCCUGUGAGAAGUUUUUAGCAGGUUAUGAAACAAACUGAAACUGAAACGAACUCUGUAUGACCUGCAACAACAAACAAGAGCAUCGCUGAGAAGAUGGAUUCAUUUUAUACAUUAUUAUUAUUAUUAUUGUUAUUGUUAUUUUUGAUGUCUGAAACCACCUCCGGGGGGGUUGUGUUAUUAACGGAGGGUGACUGAUGGAGCUUUUUUCUGUGUGUGUGUGUGUGUGUGUGUGUGUGUGUGUGUGUGUGUGUGUUAGCACAGACCUGUUCUUGCGCUCAGGCCUGUAACACCUGUCUGAUUUCUGCAGGUACAAAGACCUGCAUGUGUAUCAGCUGGAACAUCCCACACAGGUCAUCGAGUGGACGUCAGAGAAGAGUGAGUAAAUGUCACCAUCAUCACAAUUAUCCGUGUGAAAAUCCACCAGCUGAAGAAAAGCUACAGCAGAAUAUCCUACAUUUUCAGGGUGUUUUUCUGCACUUCACUAAAUAAAAAAAUCAGCUUUCAUGUUUGUUUUAAUCAUUUCAUUUAUAUUUUUAUAAAAUGUUAGCACAGACCAAAUUAAGUGUGAUGGCUGCAAAUUAGUGCACCCUUACAUUACAUCUGUAAUACUUUCAUUAUCAUUUUAACUGGUGAAAAAUGGUGAUAAAAAACAGGAAAUCAUUAAAAUAUGUUUAAUCUGAUCAAGGAGAUAAUCUGUGAGUUAUUUAUGUGAAGAUUAAAGUCUGAGUGCAGCACCAAAGGGGGCGCCGCCACACUGGGAGGAUACACAAGUCAGGUGGAUGUUGGGAAUAGAGAAGACUGAAGCUGAAGAUGCCUGCCUGGACUAGCUCACAGGUGUCCAUCUAUUUAUCAUCCACAACAGUUGAACGUGCUGAUGAAGAAGAUGAAGACCUGGAGUACACGGGGUUAAAACAAACUUUAAAACAGGACAUGAAGAAGAAAUGAUCGGUUUCACAAGAGGAGAUGUUUCCACUGAAAGCUUUUAAAAACAACCUCCUGAUAAUGAUCCUUUUUAAUGGUUAAUGGUGUUUGUUUACAGCGGUGUGUGUGGCAGGAUACACUCCGUCUAAAAAUGAGAUCCUAGAGCUGCGUUUGCCUCUGAAACUCCUCGCUGAUCGAAACAAGGUAACAGCCUGAAUUUCAGCUCUUUUUUUAUAUUAAACUAGAGUCCAAGUAUCGUCCUCUGCCUCUACUGUGUUUGUGUUUCUGCAUGUUGAGUUCAGGGUCUCUGUGCAGAACGGGAUUUCAAAGUUGCACACGGGGGUUUCUCAGACGGUCCUGUCCGCUGCCUCAGACACGUCCCAGGAACGAGGUGGGUUUCUAAGGAGUGAGUGGAAACAGACUUCUGACAUUUCAGGGUUUUUUUGUUUCUCUUUACUUCCACUAAAAGUCUUCAACAGAUUUUUCUGUUUCCUUUUAUUUAUUUCUCACAGGAAACUCAAAGUUUUGUUGUUUUUUGUAAGAAGCAUAAUUAUUUAAUUUUUACAGACACUUGAAAACUGUUAACUUUGUCAUCAUCUGUCUGAUGUUGUUUUUUUAGGUGUGUUGUGACCAACGAUGGGAGGAGCUCGGACCUGCAGGUGUGGGACCUCGGAGGAGAAGACAGCGGUGAGUUUCAGCAGGUUCAACAUGAGCCUGAGACUAAGAAACCUCUCUGGAAUAGACGCUGUUAACUAGAUACGACAGGGUUUAUCAAGCAGUCUAACUCUACGCUUCCUUUUUGUGUUUUUAGUCAGAAUUUUAUGAUUGGUCUUUUUUUAUUGUACAUUUUAAUUCAAACACCAGGGUUUCAAUGUGCUCUGCUGAACGACAGCUGUGAGGUUUCCUUUUUAAGGAGUUUAUUUAACUUGAGGUCUUGGGUCAGCUCUGUCAUAUAAAACUGUUUAUCAGUCUUACUCUACACUUUCCUUUUGUUUAUUUAUUUAUUUUUUUUAGUCAGGUUUUUAUGAUUGGUCUUUUAUUGUCUGUUCUUGUCCAGACGUGAUCAGGAGGACAGGAAACAUCGAGGGAGGGCGAGACGUUGCAGAGAGCGGCAGCAGGAUAGCGGCGCGGCUCUCGUCUCAGCCUGAAGUUCUUCACGGAGCUCAGAGCAGUGACGUCCGGCUGACUGAACUGAGCUCAGGACGGACUCUGUACACACUCGGUAACUCUGAUGGUUAACAUCACAACAGCGUGGCUCUGGAGUAGAAGAGUCCUGCCUGUUCUUUUGGGGCAUGCUCAGACGACUCCUGCACUUCAUUUCUAGUUCAGCUGCAGUAAACGACACCUCAGCCUUUUUGUCCAGACUCAGAUUAAACUGAGUUAUUAAAUCUGAGUGAAUGAGAAUCAGAACAGCAGAGUUAAAAUCAUCUCUAGAUUCAAAGAUGUGAAGUUGACGGUGAUGCAGUUUAUAAAAACGUCUUUCUUUUGUCUGAACAGAGACCGACUCAGCAGACGCUCUGACCUCCUUACAGUUUGUGAGUGACAGCGUCUUCCUCGCCGCCUGCUCUAACGGGAGCGUUUAUGUCGCAGACACUCGUUCUUCUUCAGCUCCUCAGCUCUUACCUCUGCCGGGAUCUUCAGCUCCAUCUCCCCUCUGGUGGACGGACGCCUCUGCAGGUCCGUCAGGCUGCAGGCUCGUCAGACUGUCCUCGUCGGGUCAGGCGGUGAUCUCAGACCUGAAAAAGCCGGGAGAAGCUGUCAGUCAGGCUCAGCUGGGGGUCCAAUCACGUCACUGCGAUCUGAAUGAUGUCACAGUGUCGUGGGCUCCAGCGCUGGACGACUGUAUCGCCGUGUCAGGUUAGUUCAAACAGAAAUCCAGCUGUUCAAUGUGAAGGUGCUACGAAGUGUUUAUUGUUUGUUGAAUGUGAAAAUAACAGUUUAGCAUAAAGAAACGUCUAACCUGGAUCUGCUCAAUGCCCAGAGUUCCCUCCACUCGAAGCACUUGGAGUAUCCUGGAUCAUCUUACACGCCUCCCUCUCAGACCCUCCAAACACAUGUAAACACUGACACGUGUUUCUCCCGCCUCCUUCCCGCAGGUUUUAGCGGGCUGGUUCAGAUCUUCAACACCUCAGUCUGGAGGUCAGAGCUUCAGGAACCUCAGCCGCUGUUUGAACAUCGUGGUCACACAGUUUCAUCUCGGGAUGAAGACGGCGUCCCCGUCUCUGUUACGUCUCAUGUCUGGCAUCCUGAGCGGCCGCGGACGCUGCUGUCCGCCGCCUCAGACGGCUCUGUGCAUGUGUGGGACUGGGUCGACCAAUCAAACAUGAGCUGUUGACAGUCUGAGGUUGAAUCUGGUUCUGAGGAGACAAAGACAAAAGGACUGGUGGACCUUCAGGGUUGUGGACAGUUUCCUGAAAGCAUCAAACAGAAUAAAUGAGCGUCUGAAGUCUGUUUCAGCAGAUCUCAAUAUGAAGUCUGGGUUCAUGCUGCUGCAGACACUUCAGGUGUUAGGGUUAGGGUUGAUGGGACUCAAAGUGAAAGAGUGACCCCAAAAGUUAGAUGUGCAUAGUUCACUGUGCUCAGUUUCCCACACCAGUGUAACCAUUAGUUCCUUAUUGUGUUUUUUUGUACUGUGUACUAAGCAUAAAAAGCAAACGUAUGAAACUCACACCCUUGAUAACAACUGUAAACACGUGGACUCUGUUCUGUUUACCACGCCCUACAGGAACAGACAAUAAAAGACCAAUCAUAAAAACCUGAUAAAAAAAAAAAAAAGGAAGUGUAGAUUAAGACUGCAUGAUAAACGGUUUUAUAUCUGACACUGUUGACAGAGCUGACCCAAAACCUCAAGUUAACAGGAAACUUCACAGCUGUCGUUCAGGACAACGCACUGAAACCCUGGUGUUUGGAUAGAAUUGUGCAGCUCAGUUACUGACCUGUUUUGCCCAUGUGGACGCACCAAGUCUGUGAGACUUUUCUCCACCAAUAAGAAUAUUGAUCUUACCAUGAGCUGAAAUCUAAACCAAUAAAACUGUUUUUUUUCCCUUCAACUUCUCAGUUAAAGUUUGUUCAGUCCACCUUUCAGACGAACAGUUCAGCUCUGCAGGAAAUGUAAGGGCUCAGCUUUCAAUUUAUUUGGUGAUGUCUUAACUGUCUGAAGCCUUUUCAUACAUGUGCUACACUCCUGAUGAGGACAUGAACCCAGAGAAACUGCAGCUGACAACAAAAGUGAAACCAAACGCAUCCAUCGAGACAUGCAGGAGUGAUAAGAAGAACUUUAUCCCGACACAACAUUCAAUGAUCAGGUCAGCAUGUCUUCACCAACAGCUUCGUACAUGUAUCAUCCGUGUGAAGUGGAAAAUUGAUAUUCUGUUGAAUCAUGUGCAACAUGAUCAGCAUUUAAAUAAUUAUAUUAUUGACUCAACAGAAUAUAAAUUUUCCACUUCACACAGAUGAUACAUGUACAGAGGCUGUUGGUGAAGACACGCUGACCUGAUCUAAUUUUCAUGUCUUUUAGUCCCAGUUUAGAUAAAGCUAAUGUCAGUCUUCAGGAGACUGAUCUAAGCAUAGGUGAUUUUGACUGACUUUAUAUAUUAACCAGAACCACAUGACACCCAUCUGUUCCCAAUUAACCUGCUCACCUGUGUUUUUUUGACAGGGUAACAACUUUAUCCUCCAGUGACCAACAAGAUGUAAGCAAAAUAUUAAAGAUUUUUUUUUUUUAUUUCAGCUCAUGGUAAGAUCAAUAUUCUUAGUCUCACAGACUUCUUUGUCACGUGUUGCUGACAUCAAAUUAUAAAGUUUAUUAUUAAAGUUAAUUAUUUUCAAAAUAAAUAAAGUUUAGCAGUUUGAACAUUAAA
Messenger RNA from Xyrichtys novacula (pearly razorfish), 5413 nucleotides. The record is from the annotation of a GenBank genome assembly. NCBI's taxonomy places the organism in Eukaryota, Metazoa, Chordata, Actinopteri, Labriformes, Labridae.